AUGUCUCUACUCACCAAUUAUGAGGGGCUUCGGCAUCAGAUAGAGAGGCUGGUGCGGGAAAAUGAGGAACUAAAGAAGCUAGUGCGGCUCAUUCGGGAGAAUCACGAGCUCAAGUCUGCAAUCAAGAAUCAGGCGGGUGGCCUUGGCAUCAGCGGGUUUACCAACGGGCUUGGCGAGGUGGCAGCAGGCCUUCCUUCACACCAGAGCAACUGUGUCUUCCUGCCCCCAUCCCCAGCAGCAGCAAACGAACCAGUCCUGGAAGAAAUGGGGAUUGUGGCCUUGGCACCUUUGGCCGAAAUGCUGAGCAGCCCACAGCCCGGCCCCACGGCAGGCUCCCUCAUGAACCCCCUGGUGGGCCCACUCAACACCCUGCUGUCCGGCCCAGUGCCCGUGCCACAGAGCAGCCCCCUCACCAGCCUUCUGGCCAGCCCCUUGGCCAUGCCCCCUGGGGGCACCCUGGCCAGCUCCCUGGGCCUGCCCUCGACUGGGCCCCUGAGCAGCCCCCUGACCGGCCCUCUGGCCAACUCCCUGGGCCUGCCCUCAACUGGGCCCCUGAUUCCCAGCAGUCCCCUGGCAGGCCCAGUGGCCGUCUCUCUGAGCAGCCCCCUGCUCAGCUCCACAGCUGCCCCUCUAGGUGUCUCACAGAACCUUAUGGCUAACCCCAUGAACAACCUGGUGCUGUCGGAGGCCCCAAGGGUGCGGCUGGCAGAGACACUCCGUGGGUGCCCCUCGGGGCCCCAGGUAGCCUGCAUGGUGCCUACUGCCAACUCCAAAGCCCCACUCUCCGCUGAGAACCCCCGGCCAGCCCAGGACCCAGAGCACCUCAGCAUGACGUUUGUGGGCACGCCCCUGCAGACCUCCACCCCAGUGGGCAACCUGGGUGCACCUGGCCCCUCAACAGCCUUCUCCUAUGGCACUGCAGAUGCCCGGGUCCAUUCCAGCUGCCCGCAGGGACAAAUGGUCCCUGCCUCUGUCCCCACCACCACCACCUCCCCCACUGUCACCGUGCUCGCCUCAGCCCCAAACCUCACCUCCCAAGCUGCCACCAGCUGCACCCCCUUGAGCACACCCCACAUGGCCCGAACACAGCACUCCCCCACCCGGACCCCGGCCACCCACCACUCUCCUCCACACAACCCCUGCUCCCCGCCUCGCACCUCAUCCUCCCCAGCUUCGGUCAGCGACACCCGGAGUCCACGCACCACAGAAUCAUCUCGGAAAAGUGUCAUGGAGUUGGAUCGGAAGCUGACCCACCGCAAGAUCAGCAAGUUCCCCGAAAGAGCCCGAGAGUCGAAGCAGCUGGCCUGGGAGAGGCUGGUGGGGGAGAUCGCCUUCCAGCUGGACCGCAGGAUCCUGUCCAGCAUCUUCCCAGAGCGCGUGCGCCUCUAUGGCUUCACUGUCUCCAACAUUCCGGAGAAGAUCAUCCAGGCCUCCCUGAACCCUAGUGACCACAAGCUGGAUGAGGACCUAUGCCAGACGCUCACGCAGCGCUAUGUGAGCAUCAUGAACAGGUUGCAGAGCCUGGGCUACAACGGCCGGGUGCACCCCGCACUGACCGAGCAGUUGGUGAAUGCUUACGGCAUCCUGCGAGAGCGGCCUGAGCUGGCAGCAUCUGAGGGUGGCUCCUACACUGUGGAUUUCCUGCAGCGUGUGCUGGUGGAGACUGUGCACCCCAGCAUGCUCACUGAUGCACUGCUGCUGCUCUCCUGCCUCAACCAGCUGGCACAUGACGACGGCAAGCCCAUGUUCAUCUGGUGA
Propithecus coquereli (Coquerel's sifaka) is the source of this 1758-nucleotide messenger RNA. RefSeq names its product spermatogenesis and centriole associated 1 (gene SPATC1). The coding region runs from base 1 to 1758 and encodes 585 amino acids. The transcript is spliced from 5 exons. Lineage: Eukaryota; Metazoa; Chordata; Mammalia; Primates; Indriidae. The record is from RefSeq and is a predicted model, not a curated record.